AUGGUUAAACUGGAAAAUACUGCAGAAGAUGGUAACUGCACAAAAUUACUUCAGCAAAAAAUUAUAUUAACGCCCUAUCCAUCAUCAUUUGCACCAUCAAAUAGUUGGUCAAAUAAAGACCUUGAUCCUGUGCCACCUCAUGAUCGAUCAUGGUCAAAUCCAUUUUAUGUUAUUGCUUAUUGGAUAUCAGAUGCAUUUACAGUAUCAACAUGGUCAAUGGCUAGUUCAAUGAUUGCAUUAGGUUUAGGUUGGAAAGCAGCAUUUGCAGCUAUUGUUAUUGGACAUUCAAUUAUUGCUAUACCUAUUUGUCUCAAUGGAUGGGCUGGUGCAUAUUUACAUGUUUCAUUCCCGGUGAUCACACGUGCUUCAUUUGGUAUGAUUGGCAAUUGUUUUGUUGUUGUAUCACGUGGUUUUUUGGCAAUUAUAUGGGGAGCAGUUCAAACUUAUAUCGGUAGUGAAUGUAUUAAACAAAUGAUUAAUGCUAUUUGGCCAAGUUUUCAAACAUUUCCAAAUCAUUUACCGGAAAGUGCAAAGAUUACAUCAGCUGGAUUAUUAUCAUUUUUAAUUUAUUUUCUCAUACCAUUGCCAUUUGUGUUAAUGCCAAUGAGAAAAAUAAAAUGGUUAUUUGUGGUUAAAACAAUCAUUAUGCCAAUAGCUACAAUAACCAUUCUCAUAUGGGCUGUGAAAACAGCAGGUGGUACGGGACCAAUUUUAGCACAAUCAGGUACCAUUAAAGGACGAUGGCCAAUGAUCUGGGCAUGGUUGUCAUCACUGAAUUCAGUGUUAGGUAAUUUUGCUACACUAUCAUGUAAUAUUGGUGAUUUUACACGUUUUGCACGAAAACCAAGUAAUACAUGGAUACAAGCAUUGAUUAUUCCCUUCGCAUUUUCGGCAUUUGGACUCAUUGGUAUUAUUGUUUCAUCGGCAUCAGCUAUUAUUUAA
This is a messenger RNA of Didymodactylos carnosus, 942 nucleotides long. The record is from the annotation of a GenBank genome assembly. NCBI's taxonomy places the organism in Eukaryota, Metazoa, Rotifera, Eurotatoria, Philodinida, Philodinidae.